Dissoconium aciculare CBS 342.82 is the source of this 648-nucleotide messenger RNA. RefSeq lists its product as uncharacterized. The transcript is spliced from 2 exons. The coding region runs from base 1 to 648 and encodes 215 amino acids. The record is from RefSeq and is a predicted model, not a curated record. NCBI's taxonomy places the organism in Eukaryota, Fungi, Ascomycota, Dothideomycetes, Mycosphaerellales, Dissoconiaceae.
AUGAAGUUCACCACCAAGGUCCUCUUCGCAGCGAGCACGCUGAUCGCAACCAUCUCAGCACAAGUCUCAUAUGACAAUGCCACCGACACAUGGAAAUGUCCCAUCUCCGACGGUGCCUACUGCGCUGGCGACUCCCUGACCACGCCCGUCGUGAUCCUGUGCACCAACGGCACCGGCACCCCUGGGAACUGCAUUCCACACAACUGGAGCCGACCGCCCGCGGAUGUGCACUACAGCCAAUGCUACGAGUCCAGCCCGACCGCCGGCGACGCCGCCUGUGCGAAAUCCUGCACCGUCUAUCCCGACUCCGGGUUUCCGUUCCCGGUCCCGGGUAACAGCUGCAAUGCGACGGCGUUGAAUCAAGUGGAUGUCACGAACGGAGCAGUCGCGACGACGUGCCGUGAGGGCAUGUUGCCGAAUUCGAACAAGACGGGGACGAUUUGUGAUUCGAGUGCGCCGAGUCUGAACGGGACGGCCAAUGGACACAACUUCAACUCCACGAAUGGUACGUCGCCGACUGUCCAUGAUCCCACGAAGACUUCGAGUAAGGGUGCUGCGUCCCCGACGGAGACGGGUGCGGCUGUUGCGUUGGGUGCGGGUCCCAUGAUCGGAUAUGCUGUUUUGGGUCUGUUGGCUUUCAUUCUCUAG